Molecule: messenger RNA, 1332 nt
Organism: Drosophila nasuta
Lineage: Eukaryota; Metazoa; Arthropoda; Insecta; Diptera; Drosophilidae
Exons: 1
Coding region: 70-1035 (321 amino acids)
Source: RefSeq, a predicted model, not a curated record
CAUGAAAUUAAAUAUCAUAACACAUAAAACAUUUAAAUGUAAAUCGAAGCAGGAUUGCCAUAUUAAAGUAUGCUAUCGGACUACGAACUGGAUAAAUUGUUUGUCAAACAGAUUUCUAGUGUGACGAGAAUAGUCAAGAAUCUUCCUGAAAAUGACGCCGUACUAUCAGCAUGCACGCGAUGGUUUCAAAUCUUACAAAAAGCCAAGAAAGAUGAAAAGUUUGAGCGCAAUUACAUAUUGCUGAUGUUGCAUAGACAGCUCAACGAUAGCGACACACUCGGUUUUCCCUUUAAUGAUGAGCGGCAGAAUGAACUACAAACUGUGUAUCAAAUGACCCUUAAGCCGGCGGAUAGUGACGAUAAUGAUGAUGACAUUCAAGCCAGUUCUUCUAGCAGCAAUUGUCGCUGCAUCGCAUGCACAGAUAGUAAGAGCCAUCAGAAUGAAGAUCAGUAUCAGCGAUUGAGUCGACUUAAUGACACAUUGGGCAAAGAGUUGCAAGUGCUUCAGUCCAAGUUGAAUAUUUUGACAGAGCGCCGUAAGCUUUGCUUGGUAAAAAUUGAUGAUAUGCAGAAAGCGAAUCGAAUGUUUCAAAAGGACAUCGACAAUAUGAAGAAAAUUUUCCUAAGCUCACCCGUUACUGCACUUAAGAAACUAACGUUAAACGAGUGUCCACGAUUCUUUUCGCUCAUGUUUAAAGGGCUCUGUCAAAGUGCACAGGACAAUGAAAAAUUUCGCCAAUUGGACGAGCGACUUGAACAGGUACUGCGUGAGCACAUAAAUCACAGAUCACGGGAGGCCGUAUGGCAAGAAAUCACUAAGGAAUACGAUGCAUUGCGUGCCGAAUUUGACAGACGCUACAAAAAGAUUAUUGAAGACCAAGAGACUACACAAUUCCAGGAACUGUCUUUUUAUGGCAAGAAGUGUUUAAUGAUCUUGAAGACUCUUUUCAUCGACAGUUUCAAUGGCGAAAAACAAUUGAAAAGUAAUGUGAUUGCAUAUUUGGAUAAACAAUACGAGACAUUGCAUAGGAAAUAACUAUAAAUGCAGUAAAGUUGUAGUUUACCUGGGAAUAAGACGUUCGCAUUGCAACAUUUGUUCGAAAUUCAUGAUUUGAUCUGAAAUAAAAAUAAAGGCAUUUUAGUUAGGUGUCUCAUAAAAACAUUAAAUCAACUCGCAUAUUUAUUGCAUGCAAUAUUAAAAAAGAGAUUUUCUUCGAAGCAAUAAUUUUCGUAAAUACGUAGUCAAUUAUUUUAUAAGAAACAGAUCAGCAAUCGAAUUCAAAAAUGAAAUACAAAAACGUUUUAUAUAGUUGUUAUACUAAAGGCAGCAAUA